Globicephala melas (long-finned pilot whale) is the source of this 7513-nucleotide messenger RNA. RefSeq names its product coagulation factor V (gene F5). Gene Ontology annotation, molecular function: signaling receptor activity; copper ion binding. Gene Ontology annotation, cellular component: plasma membrane. Lineage: Eukaryota; Metazoa; Chordata; Mammalia; Artiodactyla; Delphinidae. The record is from RefSeq and is a predicted model, not a curated record. Gene Ontology annotation, biological process: blood coagulation.
CACUGCCACCCGCAGCCGCGCGGCGCUCACUGCAGUCCCGACAGCGGCCAAGCCCGGCCAAGCCGGGCGCAAUCGGCUGAGGCAGAGGCAGGAAAGGAACCAUGUUCCCAGCUUGCCGUUGCCUCUGGGUCCUCGUGGUCCUGGGCUCCAGCUGGGCAGGCUGGGGGAGCCUAGGGGCUGAAGCAGCGCGGCUAAGGCAGUUCUACGUGGCUGCUCAGAGCAUCAGCUGGAACUAUCGCCCCGAGUCCACAUACCUUAGUUCGAAUACUUCUGCAACCUCCUUUAAGAAAACUGUCUACAGAGAGUAUGAAGCAUAUUUUCAGAAAGAAAAACCACGAUCCACAACUUCAGGACUUCUCGGGCCUACUUUAUAUGCUGAAGUUGGAGACAUCAUGAAAGUUCACUUUAAGAAUAAGGCAGACAAGCCCCUAAGCAUCCAUCCUCAAGGAAUUAAGUACAGUAAAUUCUCAGAAGGUGCUUCUUACCCUGACCACACAUUCCCUGUGGAGAGGAUGGAUGAUUCUGUAGCUCCGGGUCAAGAAUAUACCUAUGAGUGGAAUAUCAGUGAGGACAGUGGGCCCACCCACGAUGACCCUCCAUGCCUCACAUAUAUCUAUUACUCCUAUGAAAAUCUGGUACACGACUUCAACUCUGGACUGAUUGGACCUCUGCUUAUUUGUAAGAAAGGCACCCUAACUGAGGAUGGGAUACAGAAGAUGUUUGACAAGCAACAUGUACUGAUGUUUGCUGUGUUUGAUGAAAGUAAAAGCUGGAACCAGACAUCAUCCCUAAUGUACACAGUCAAUGGCUAUGUGAAUGGGACAAUGCCAGAUAUAACAGUUUGUGCCCAUGACCACAUCAGUUGGCAUCUGAUUGGAAUGAGCUCUGGGCCAGAACUGUUCUCCAUUCAUUUCAACGGCCAUGUCCUGGAGCAGAGCCAUCAUAAGAUCUCAGCCAUCACUCUCGUCAGUGCUACGUCCACAACUGCAAACAUGACCAUGAGCCUAGAGGGAAAGUGGAUCAUAUCUUCGCUCAUCCCAAAACAUUUUCAAGCUGGGAUGCAGGCUUACAUAGACAUUAAAAACUGUGCAAAGAAAACCAGGAAUCCUAAGAAACUAACUCGAGACCAGAGGCGGCACAUUAAGAGAUGGGAAUACUUCAUUGCUGCAAAGGAAGUCAUUUGGGACUAUGCACCUAUAAUACCAGCAAACAUGGACAAAAAGUACAGAUCUCUGCAUUUGGAUAAUUUCUCAAACCAAAUUGGAAAACAUUAUAAGAAGGUUGUCUACAAACAGUACCAAGAUGCAUCCUUCACCAAACUCCUGGAGAAUCCCGAUAACAAACAAGAUGGGAUCUUGGGCCCUAUUAUCAGAGCCCAGGUCAGAGACACACUUAAAAUCACGUUCAAAAAUAUGGCCAGCCGCAGCUACAGCAUUUACCCUCAUGGUGUGACCUUCUCUCCUUAUGAAGAUGAAGUCAACUCUUCCUCCACCUCAGGCAGUAACACCAUGAUCAAAGCAGUUCAACCAGGGGAAACCUAUACUUAUAAGUGGAACAUCCUAGAGUCUGAUGAACCCAAGGAAAAUGAUGCUCAGUGCUUAACAAGACCAUACUAUAGUAAUGUGGACAUCACAAGGGACAUUGCCUCUGGGCUGAUAGGGCUACUUUUAAUUUGUAAGAGCAGAUCCUUGGAUAAGCGAGGCAUACAGAGGGCAGCAGACAUUGAGCAGCAGGCUGUGUUUGCUGUGUUUGAUGAGAACAAGAGCUGGUACAUUGAGGACAACAUCUACAAGUUCUGUGAAAAUCCUGAGAAGGUGAAACGUGAUGACCCCAAGUUUUAUGAGUCAAACAUCAUGAGCACUAUCAAUGGCUAUGUGCCUGAGAGCAUACCCACACUAGGAUUCUGCUUUGAUGACACCGUCCAGUGGCACUUCUGCAGUAUGGGAACCCAGAAUGACAUUUUGACCAUUCACUUCACUGGGCACUCAUUCAUCUAUGGAAAGAAACACGAGGACACCUUGACCCUCUUCCCCAUGCGUGGGGAAUCUGUGACCGUCACAAUGGAUAAUGUUGGAACUUGGAUGUUAACUACCAUGAAUUCCAAUCCAAGAAGCAAAAAACUGUGGCUGAGAUUCAGGGAUGUUAAGUGUAUCCGGGAUUAUAAUGAUGACUCAUAUGAUAUUAUAUACGAACCUUCAGGAUCUACAUCCAUAACUACAAGGAAAAUGCGUGAAUCUUCAGAAAUCAAAGAUAAAAAUAAUGAUGCUGACUAUGAUUACCAGAACACACUGGCUUUAUCAUUAGGAAUCAGGUCAUUCAGAAAUUCAUCAUCAAAGCAGGAGGAAGAUAAGUUCAAUCUUACCGCCCUGGCUCUGGAGAACAACUCUGAAUUCAUUCCUCCAAGUACCAACAGAACUGUUGGUUCAAAUUCUUCUUCCCCAGGUAACAUUAGCAGGCUUAUUGCCAAUAACUUUGCACAACCUCUAAAAAUUCUUCCUCACCCAGAAGCCACCACAGCUGGUCCACCGCUAGGACACACCAGCUUAGAUAAGAACUCAGUUCUCAACCCUCCCACAGCAGAGCAUUCCAGCCCUUAUUCUGAAGACUCUAUAGAAGAUCCUCUAUACUCAGAUGUCACAGGGAUAAGCCUGCUUCCAUUUGGUACAGAAGAAUUCAGAAAUCAAGAACAUGCUAAACGUAAAAGAUUCAAGGCAGGAAGAGGCCGAGGAGCAAAGCAUAGGUUCUCCCAGAUGGAAUUCCCAGCACAUAAAACUGGUAGACAUUUAAGCCAAGGCAACUCUUCUUCUUCCAGAAUAGGGCCCUGGGAGAACCUUCCCAGUGAUCUGUUACUCUUACAACAAAAGGAUCCAUCUAAGAUUCUGAAUGGGGAAUGGCAUUUGGUUUCUGAGAAAGGCAGUUAUGACAUAAUCCAAGAUGCUGAUGAAGUUAAGGUUGUUAAUAAGCUGCCAAACAGCCCCCAGAAUGACUCAAGGACUUGGGGAGAAAACAUCCCUUUUAAAGACAAGCAUGGAAAGCAGAGUGGCCACCCAACGUUUUUUGUAACUAGACAUAAACCUCUACAAGGAAGACGAGAUGGAGGAAAUAGUAGAUUGAAGAAAGGCCUUUUUUUAAUUAGGACACGAAGAAAGAAAAAGGAAGAGAAGCCUGCACACCAUGUUCCUCUAUCUCCAAGGAGUUUUCACCCUCUGAGAGUAGAGGCCAACACCCCAUUUUCAGAUGGGAGACAUAAUCAUUCAUUGUUACUCCACCCAUCCAAUGAAACAUCUCUUCCCGCAGACCUCAAUCAGACACUCCCCUCUAUGAACCUUAGCCUCAUGGCCUCACUUCCUGAUGGUGAUCAAAACCCCCCAAAUGACACCAGUCAGACAAGCUCCCCUCCAGAUCUUUAUCAGACAGUGAGCCCAGAGGAACACUAUCAAACAUUCCCUAUUCAAGACUCUGAUCCAACGCACUCCACUACAGUCCCCAGUCACAGAUCUCCUCUUCCAGAGCCCAGCCAGAUACCCGACUAUGACCUAAGAAACAAGGCCUUCCCUACUGAUGUUAGUCAAACGUUCCCUUCCUUGGAACUUGAAGUCUGGCAGACAACUACCUCUCUAGACCUCGGUCAGCCAUCCCUCUAUCCAGAUCUCAGCCGGACCACCCCUUCUCCAGACCCUGGACAGGAGACUCUCUCUCCAGACCUCAGCCAGACAACAUUUUCCCCAGAUCUUAGCCAGGAGACUCUCUCUCCAGACCUCGGCCAGAUGGCCCUUUCCCCACACCCUGGCCAGGAGACUCUCUCUCCAGACCUCAGCCAGACAACAUUUUCCCCAGACCUUGGCCAGGAGACUCUCUCUCCAGACCUCAGCCAGACAACAUUUUCCCCAGACCUUAGCCGGGAGACUCUCUCUCCAGACCUCGGCCAGAUGGCCCUUUCCCCACACCCUGGCCAGGAGACUCUCUCUCCAGACCUCAGCCAGACAACACUUUCCCCAGACCUCAGCCAGACCUUCUCUCCAGACCUCAGCCAGACAACAUUUUCCCCAGACCUUGGCCAGGAGACUCUCUCUCCAGACCUCAGCCAGACAACAUUUUCCCUAGACCUCAGCCAGACCUUCUCUCCAGACCUCAGCCAGACAACAUUUUCCCCAGACCUUGGCCAGGAGACUCUCUCUCCAGACCUCAGCCAGACAACAUUUUCCCUAGACCUCAGCCAGACCUUCUCUCCAGACCUCAGCCAGACAACAUUUUCCCCAGACCUUGGCCAGGAGACUCUCUCUCCAGACCUCAGCCAGACAACAUUUUCCCCAGACCUUAGCCGGGAGACUCUCUCUCCAGACCUCGGCCAGAUGGCCCUUUCCCCACACCCUGGCCAGGAGACUCUCUCUCCAGACCUCAGCCAGACAACACUUUCCCCAGACCUUGGCCAGGAGACUCUCUCUCCAGACUUCAGCCAGACAACACUUUCCCCAGACCUUGGCCAGGAGACUCUCUCUCCAGACUUCAGCCAGACAACACUUUCCCCAGACCUCGGCCAGGAGACUCUCUCUCCAGACCUCAGCCAGACAACGCUUUCCCCAGACCUCGGCCAGGAGAUUCUCUCUCCAGACCUCAGCCAGACAACACUUUCCCCAGACCUUGGCCAGGAGACUCUCUCUCCAGACCUCAGCCAGACAACACUUUCCCCAGAUCUUAGCCAGGAGAUUCUCUCUCCAGACCUCAGCCCGAUGGCCCUUUCCCAGGACCUUGGCCAGGAGACUCUCUCUCCAGACCUCAGCCAGACAACACUUUCCCCAGACCUCGGCCAGGAGACUCUCUCUCCAGACCUCAGCCCAAUGGCCCUUUCCCAGGACCUUGGCCAGGAGACUCUCUCUCCAGACCUCAGCCAGACAACCCUUUCUCCAGACCUUGGCCAGACAACACUUUCCCCAGAUCUUGGCCAGACGACUCUUCCCCCAAACCUCAGUCAGAUGCCACUUUCCCCAGACCUCAACCAGGCAACUCUCUCUCCAGACAUCAGUCAGACAUCCCUUCCUCUUGAUCUCAGGCAGACAUCACCUCCUCUAGAUCUCAAUCAGACAUCCCACACUUCUGAAUCUAUUCAGUCAUUGCCUCUCCCAGAACUUGGUCAGACUUUCCCUUAUGCAGAUCUUGGUCAGAUGCCAUCUCCUCCACCACAUUCUCCACUAAAUAACACUUUUAUACCAAGAGAAUUUAAUCCACUGGUCAUAGUAGGUCUCAGUAGAGAUGAUGGAGAUUACAUUGAAAUUAUUCCAAGGCAGAAGGAAGAGAGCAGUGAAGAAGACUAUGGUGAAUUUGAUUUUGUGACCUAUGAUGACCCUUACCAAACUGAUCUCAGGACAGACAUCAACUCCUCCAGAAAUCCUGACAACAUUGCAGCAUGGUACCUUCGCAGCAACAAUGGAAACAGAAAAAAUUAUUACAUUGCUGCUGAAGAACUAUCCUGGGAUUAUUCAAAAUUUGCACAAAGUGAAGACAUUGAUGAUGUUUCCAAGGACACCAUAUACAAGAAAGUAGUUUUUCGAAAGUACCUUGAUAGCUCUUUUAACAAGCUUGAUCCUCGGGGAGAGUAUGAAGAGCAUCUUGGCAUACUUGGUCCUAUCAUUAGAGCUGAAGUGGAUGAUGUUAUCCAAGUUCGUUUUAAAAACUUAGCAUCCAGACCAUAUUCUCUUCAUGCCCAUGGGCUUUUCUAUGAAAAAUCAUCAGAGGGAAAGACUUAUGAAGAUGACUCUCCUGAAUGGUUUAAUGAAGACAAUGCUGUUCAGCCCAACAGCACUUAUACAUAUGUAUGGCACGCCACUGAGCGAUCAGGGCCAGAAAAUCCUGGCUCUGCCUGUCGGGCUUGGGCCUACUACUCGGCAGUGAACCCAGAAAAAGAUAUCCAUUCAGGCUUGAUAGGACCCCUUCUGAUCUGCCGAAAAGGAACACUUCAUAAGGAGACCAACAUGCCUGUGGACAUGAGAGAAUUUGUCCUACUUUUUAUGGUCUUUGAUGAAAAGAAGAGCUGGUACUAUGAAAAGAAGCCCACGAGGUCUUGGAGCCGCACAUCCUCAGAAGUAAAAAACUCCCAUGAGUUUUAUGCCAUCAAUGGGAUGAUCUACAACUUGCCUGGCCUGAGAAUGUAUGAGCAAGAGUGGGUGAGGUGGCACCUGCUGAACGUAGGCGGCUCCCAGGACAUUCAUGUGGUUCACUUUCAUGGCCAGACCUUGCUGGAAAAUGGCACUCAACAGCACCAGUUAGGGGUCUGGCCUCUUCUGCCUGGUUCAUUUAAAACUCUUGAAAUGAAGGCAUCAAAACCUGGCUGGUGGCUCCUAGACACAGAAGUUGGAGAAAACCAGAGAGCAGGGAUGCAAACGCCAUUUCUCAUCAUAGACAGAGACUGUAAAAUGCCAAUGGGACUAAGCACUGGUCUCAUAGCUGAUUCACAGAUCAAGGCUUCUGAGUUUUGGGGUUAUUGGGAACCCAAAUUAGCAAGACUAAACAAUGGUGGAUCAUAUAACGCUUGGAUCGCAGAAAAACUUGCAGUAGAAUUUAACCCUAAACCUUGGAUCCAGGUAGACAUGCAAAGGGAAGUCCUGUUCACAGGGAUCCAGACCCAAGGUGCCAAACACUACCUGAAGUCUUACUACACCACCGAGUUCUUUGUGGCUUACAGCUCUGACCGGACAAACUGGCGGAUCUUCAAAGGAAACAGCACUAGGAACGUGAUGUAUUUUCAUGGCAAUUCGGAUGCCUCUACAAUAAAAGAGAAUCAGUUUGACCCACCGGUUGUGGCUAGAUAUAUUAGAAUCUCUCCAACUAACUCCUAUAACAAACCUGCCCUUCGAUUGGAGCUGCAAGGUUGCGAGGUUAACGGAUGCUCCACACCGCUGGGUAUGGAAAGUGGAAAGAUAGAAAACAAGCAAAUCACAGCUUCCUCAAUUAAAAACUCUUGGUGGGGAGAUUACUGGGAACCCUUCCUUGCCCGCCUUAAUGCCCAGGGCCGUGUGAAUGCCUGGCAAGCCAAGGCAAACAACAACAAUCAGUGGUUACAAAUUGAUCUGCUCAAAAUCAAGAAGAUAACAGCGAUUGUAACACAGGGUUGCAAGUCUCUGUCCUCUGAAAUGUAUGUGAAGAGCUACACCAUCCAGUACAGUGACCAGGGAGUUGAAUGGAAACCUUACAGAGAGAAAUCCUCGUUGGUAGACAAGAUUUUCGAAGGAAAUAAUAAUAUCAAAGGACACGCGAAGAACUUUUUCAACCCACCAAUCAUUUCCAGGUUUAUACGCAUCAUUCCUAAAACAUGGAAUCAAAACAUUGCACUUCGCCUGGAACUCUUUGGCUGUGAUAUUUAAUAGAAUUGAUUAUUCGAAAAGAUAGGAGGGACUCAAAGAUAUCAAACCAUUUAGAGUGGACAAUGUAUUUUAGAGCUAUUUUAAAUAUUAAAAAUUUUCCACUAUUUCUCUUUUUUCUAUUAGAGAAUAAAAUUUUAUAUGUGAAACCUUUAUAA